AAUUCGUCGUCAUCUAUUUCAAUAUAAAAUAUCUAAAUUGCUGUGUGAAAUUGCAGAAAGUCGCUGCGAGUCUUUUUAUUCGAAGAAAACGAAUUUUAGCGUACUCUGCUAUUGUCUGGUUAAGAAAUGCAGAUCAAUUUGAUUCUGUUGAUUGGCUGUGCAACUUCAUGUGGAUGUUCAACGUAAACAAGAAAUAGUGAAAAGUAAAAAAAAAAAUAAUCACACUUUUGAAAACUUUUAUUUACAUCAGCAAACAUGGAUCAAGCAACUGGUUCCGGUAUCGCACUCGAGUUUGAAUUAAUGAAACAGCAAAAGUAUCGCGGAUAUAUUUCAAACAUAGAUAAGGCCCUGAAAAAUUUCGAGUAUUCCAGUGAGUGGGCUGACCUCAUUUCAGCAUUAGGAAAAUUAAACAAAGUAAUUUCAUCAUAUCCACAAUACGAUAUAAUACCGCGCAGAAUAAAAAUAAGCAAGCGGUUGGCACAAUGCAUGCAUCCAAAUUUACCAUCGGGCGUGCAUUUAAAAGCUCUAGAGACGUAUGACAUCAUCUUUCACAAUGCUGGCGUCGAAAGACUUGCUAGCGAGUUAUUCAUCUACAGUGCCGGUCUCUUCCCCUUGUUUGGCUAUGCAGCGAUGAAUGUUCGUCCCACUUUAUUGGGUAUCUAUGAAAAAUACUUCGUUCCACUAGGCGAGAGACUAAGACCGGCGCUAAGUGGAUUUCUUAGUGGUGUUUUGCCAGGCUUAGAAGUCGGCAUGGACCAUUAUAAGCGGACAAAUAUGCUGUUGGAGCAAGUUUGUGCGGCCGUAUCACCAACUUACUAUUACACUUGCAUCUGGGAAAUUGUCACGACAAAUUCCAGCAUUCGACUGCCCGCCAUAAGCUAUGUGUUGGAUCACUUUAGUCGCAAGUUAACAAUGGAAGACCAACGUUAUUUGCUGGGAGAGAAUAUUGAUUUGACAGUGUCUGCAUUGUGUGCAUGUUUAAACGAUGCUGUAAUCUUGGUGCAAAGAAAUACGUUGGAAUUUCUUUUAAUUGGCUUCCCGAUGCAUGCCAGCUUGCUAAGUAUUAAUGAUAUGAUAAAAUUGGUUACAAAUGGACUGAACACCAUCUUGAGAAGGGAUAUGUCGCUAAAUCGACGGUUGUAUUCUUGGUUACUGGGCACGGAGACGAAGAAGAACCUCAUGAAUACCACACAAAGUCACGACUCACAGGCAGCUAGCAUAGACUACUUCACACAAUAUGCCAAAGAAAUUCUUAUAAAAGCCUUUAAAUCGACGCUAAAGUACAGUUUAAUAGCAAAUCCCGUGGACUUGAGACCAUACAAAAUUCUGAUAUCUCUUUUGGAUAAAGUUGAAAUUGGCCCUAUGAUUUUGGAUGAUGUAUUAUGUGAUGUUAUACGUACAAUGUAUCUCUCGAAAGGCAAUUCUGAAGUACAAAAGCAAGCAAAUUUGUUGUUUUCUACAUUCGAUGCGUGUUACGUGUGGGACUUUAUGACAAACCUCUAUGGCCGAACGUGUAUCGAUGCUACAGUAACAAAGCAAAAUUGCUCCGAACAUCUAAGUCGAGCAAGUAAACCAUUAACCAUUGAAGUAGACUCUGGUCCGCCUACACUGAAAGAGUUGAGCAAACUUACAGAAUUCUUGUUGGAGACAGUAUCGUUGGAAAUGUACAAUGAAACGACUCGCGUUUAUCUGCCGAGAGUAUUGUUGGCAAUAACGAAAAUGUUGACUUUAUAUGCAGAGAAUUUGACAGAUGAUGAGAUCGCGGCUUCGUUGUAUUUAAUGCAAAAAAUAGUGUCACGAGUUCAACCGAUGGUAACAAGUCCUCCAAAUAAAACUAUUGAAGUAAAUGGUGAUUCAUCGAAAGGAAAAUCGUCCUCUGAUGAAGCAGCACCUGUUGAAAAACCACUGGAAAAAAGUAAAUCUGACUCGAAAUUGAAUCAAACAUCACUAGAAGACGAAACUGCACUUAAAAAAUCGAGCUCAGGAUUCAACAUGGCAAGGCGAAGUCCAAAAAAGACCAAAAAAUCAAAAUCAUAUUCAAAGUUGAGUGAGCUGGAUAAGGAAGUUGUGUGCACAGAUACUGGUCAACUACAGGCUAACUCUUCAUCGACACCUAAUUUGGAUAAAACAAGUCCGAAUAAAGAUGUGGCGGAAACGGAAGCAGUUGUGAAUGAGGAGCCAGAUAAGCCACCAAUGUCACUGCCCGAGUACUCCAUCCUUGAAAAGUGCAUCAAACAAUAUGAAAUUUUCUAUCAAAUUUACGUAUCAAAUAAAAUUUUUACUGGCGAAAUUUCUGCAAGAGAACAAAAAUGUGGCGUUACAGUUCGAGUGUUCAAUGCUCAGCAAUCCAUUGAUAAAAGUAGAUUUACAAAUGAAGAUGUCGUGGACGACGAAAAUCCGUAUAGGACUGAGGUGAUAAAUGCUGCUUUCUCUACACUUGAAUUAAAUAUUCCGUGUCGAACGAGCAAGUUGAGAGACUUGCUCAACUCCUGCAUCAAAGAAGCUGGAACAGAUACUUUGCUGAGUGGCGAACAAAAACCUUCUCGCAAACGACACGUUCGAGGAAAAAGUGUCAGCGAAAAAAUAAAAAUCUUCAAUGCCUUAGAUCAUCAAAUGAUCAUCUCGCAUUUGAUUAAUAUGAAAAUGUCAGAACCAUUGAAGGAAGCAGUGAAGUUAGCCAGUUGUUUGCUUGUUGAUAUGUCACUAUUUCCUAACUACAAUCAAGAUUUAGUAUACGACUUCUCGGGGAUAGAGAUUGAGCCUCCCGUGUGGCUAAAAGUACUGACUGUAGUCGCAUGUUACUGCAGUUGUGAUAAGGAAACCCAAUUAUCUGUGAUUUCGACUUUGUUUGAAGUGAUAAGCCUGCUAAAACCACCACAAAAACAUUCCAAUACACCCGGAGUAACAUCAGUUAUAAUGCUCCCCUUAAUGGAAAUCGGACACUUGAACUAUUUAGAACAAAAAACACGGGCAUUCCAUAUACUUACCAACACCCUGUGGGAAUAUCUUGGAGAUAUACGGCUUGAUAAUGCACAAAUUUCAAAUCUCUUGUAUCAAAUUCACAAUUGUCUUCCGUCGGGCCUUGUUGAACAAGUCAUAGGAAAUCGUCUUGCGAACGCUCAUCUGCUCUGGUCCACCCCUAUGCUAGAAACUCUCAUGCAAAGCGGCAACUCAACUGGCAACGAAAAACUCUUAGAGUACAGUCAAAGCCGCUUACAAGAUGUGUUGAUGUGUAAACCCAUUAUUCCGUCAAACGUGCAGGAAUACGAUCGCCAAUUGUCUGAAAAGCAGGGAGACGGAUUCCGAAAAUUCGAGUUGUUGUGGCAACUGACACCAGCAAGUCAACAAGAACCAGAUGUCGGAUUCGAAAAAACUCUCAUGAAAAUGUUUGAUGCAUUAUCGCUAAAUGCCCCCAUCAGAUCAGUCGUAGUUAAGUGGCUGCAAGAUUCCUUUUUGCGAGGUGACAUCACGUCAUUGAUGAAGCCAUUGUUGAAAAUUUUGCUGUCGUUGCAAACCAAACGCGUGAGCUUAAUUCAUGCAGUCGCAAUGCGAAAAGGCGAGGGCAAUGGAGAAGUUUUUACGGUCUCUGAAAAGGAUGGCGGAGUAUUGGAUUGUAAAUCAAGCAGUGAAUAUGAGGUUCUGGGAGACAAAGACUUUUUUGCUGUGAGUGCCGUAGAUGAUAGUGCAUUGGGAGUCAAAUAUCGAACGGAAGCUAUUUCUGGCAAGAAAAAGUCCCCGCGAGCUUUUACAAAAAUAUUUGGAGUUCCUAUAAUUCCUAAAGGAAAUUUUGUAAAAAGCCCAGGUUUUGGAAGUGACAAAAAAUCACCUAUGACACCAAUUCCCACGACAUCUGCCUCGUCCAAUAGAUCUUCUUCCAAAGUACCAGAAGACGAUCCAAACAUGUCUUUAAUUGUUAAUCCUUUGGAAAAUUCGUCAGACUUUGAUUCUGUUGACGUGGAUGAAUAUGUGUCACUAAGUAGCAGUGCACCAACGCAAUCACCCGGAUAUUUGGAUCAAAGUACUGGCGAAAUGAGUCGCAAAAAUGUCAACCUGGAAUACUCUGUCUCGUCAUCAGACUCCGAAAUAUCCGAUACAGAGGGACCAGAACCGUACUCGUCACUUCCAACCUUCGCUAAUCAGACAAACAAUGGCACCGUCAAGAGAUAUUCCGGCCAUUGUGAAAAGGUGGACGAAAAGUUGAGAGUCUACGAUAAGAUUAAAAAUCGUAAAACGUACAAACUGAAAAAGGAUGACGUGAUAAAGGACGACGGUGAUGACAAAUCAUUAACCGAGAUGAGCAUUCGCAUCAGACAAGCUGAAACGGGGGCUGAAAGUUCAUCGAGAGAACCAUCGCUAACGUCGAGUAUUCGUGAUGAAGGGAUUGAAAGUUUGACCAAGGAAUCAGAUUUGAAGGCAAUUUCCGAUCCUGACUUCAAAGCAAGUGAACAGAAACGCUUGAGUUGUUCAUCGAAACAAUCAACAGACAGUAAUAACUCAUCGAGUGCAUAUAGCAGCUCAAAUCGCGUUGAAGGAAGAGCAUCGAGUGUUGAUCCAGUAAUUGAUCGUGGUAGUUUAUUACCAAAUGAAGAUAACAACGGAGAAGAUUCCCCAAAACUUAGUAGUUUAGACGAUGAACUACUAAACAUGACCCCAAAGACAAAGCUAUCAGCGUUGAAAAGUAAAACUCCAGAAUUAAGACGUAAGAAAGUGAUUAAUACAGACAUGAAUUGGGAGAAGACCAAGGAAAAAUUCGAAAAAAGUAAAUUAAACUUGGAAAUUCUGAGACAAAACAUACUGGAAGAGAACAUGAAACUAGAAAAGAUUGAUCCAUAUCACACUCAUAUCUUAUUAUAUUUCGGUAGUUAUGAUACGAAGCAGGUCUUUUAUGCGUUUAAUACUUUGCGAAAUAUUAUCAGCGUCGAUACAAGGAUGUUCCUAUGGAUGUCUUUAACUACUUCAAUUUCGACGCCUGUCCGGCAACUGUUGGAAAAGCAUCGUAAAUGCAUCGAUGGAAAAGAUAUAAACGACUCAACGAAAAAAUCUGCUAACGGAACACAGUAUUCGUAUCGUGGUUGCAUGUAUUUUGAGGCAUUUGUAACAAUAUGUCUGUAUUACUGCAGAUCAUAUUUCCAGAGAGAUGUUACAUCAAAUCAGACUGACGCUCGAUACAAGUAUAAAACAGAUGUGCCAACUGCCGAGGAGGUCAGUGAUAACUUCAAAGUCCAAAUCGCUAGUAUUGAGCUACUAACGUUACUUUUAAACGAAUUAAUCGUUGUCGUUAAAGAAAUGAGCAAAAGUUUGUCUAGUUACAUUGCUGAUCUGCUCAUCAAAUGCCGUAUACCAAAAGUAGUUUUACAUUCGGUAUUGUCUUCAGUCAACCUUUUGACGAAUAAUCGAGCAACAAAGAAUUUUCCAACGCAGUUCAUUAUGAAUGAUACUAAUGGUGACAUGUUAUAUGCUGAGUCAAUCCAAUUGCAAUUGUUAAAGUUAUUGACGUCCGUUAUAAAAUUGGAAUUCGAAGUUCGAUCGCAGAUAAAUGAAGACGCAUUCAAGGAAAUGAAUUCUGGGUCACCUACUCGAUUGCUUGUUAAUAUACCAACAAAUGCGAAAUAUCUACAGAAUUACACGAUUCCGCAACAGCCAAUGUUCAUGGCUGCUUUAAUAUCCGCCUUACAAUCCGACUAUCUGCGCGGCUUGCACAAAAAUUGGACGUCCUUGAUAACAACAUGUCUGAAUUGUUACACGGGAGGCAGUUUGACGAACAUUGUCAUCAAUGUUGUACAUCAACUUUGUAAUAAUAUCGACAAGCUUGUGCAAAAACCCAUACAAAUUCCUGUUGACUACGGGGCAAGUCAAAUGGAGGCUUUGACUACUUUGACGCAUUUUUGCCUUUUGGACAAUUCGCAACAAAUGUCACUAUCUCACGUCUUUAGCUCACAAUCUUCUUACACGCAAUCCAUUUCACUGGCGUCCGGACAGAUUUUGAAUAACCUGUUUAACGUUUUCAUUGCUUCUUCGUCGUCGUCCAUUUCGUACUUGAAUUCCGGACAAAACAAAGCUAAUAGUCAUCAAGUAGCUGCCAAAAACGCCGUGUUGAGUCAUCUGCCUCGCAUAAUUGGAAGCGCCGCAGGAUUAUGGGAACAUGAAAUCGGUCAAUCACGUCAAGUUAAACAACAGUUAUUCGAAUUCUUAAAUCCGAUUUGUUUGCAUCACGGAACGAAUUUUCUCACAGCGUUAGCUGUUGCCUGGUACGAACGAGCCGAGCAAAAUAAACGAGAAAGUGGCGCAGAGACACCAAAAGGAGAUCGUAGAGGCUCCGACGGGCUUCCUAUUGUCAUUCAAAAGUAUCUACCACAAGCAUGUGCGGAACAGUUGAUGCUCGUUAAGCUCGUGGCAGGAAUUAGAGCUAUGCAAAUUGAUUUGUUCAUUCGAACGUUGCACGACAUAAUCAAAUCCCCGCCAACAAUUUACAAUCCUCCCACGGGACUUAAUCUAGAAGUUAGUGGUUUGGAAAUGUUUUAUUUCUACAUGAGCGAUGCCUCAGCGACGCAACUUCCGGAUGCUUGGCCAGCUUUGUUGUCACUUUUGCGUGAUGGUAUAAAUUCGCAGCCGCCCGUUCUUUUUACUUUGCUAUCAAUUCUCAAUGUGUACGUACAACGAUGUCCUCAAAUGCCAUUCAAUGAUCGCAAAGAUCUCCGAGACUUGCAUGACAUUACGUCAAAACUCGUUGAUGCCAUUUCAAUUAUUGCCGGAGCUUGUUUGGAGCAAACUACGUGGUUACGACGCAAUUUGGCAGUGAAGGAGGAGGCAACAGACUCUAACACAAAUAAGGAAGGCGUUCAAGGCACCGUCAAUCAGCAGUACUCAGUGCAAGCACAAUCAAUUUUGGCAUGCCAAUUGGCACAGUUACUUGACGUGGCUUACGGAUCACAAGAAAAGGAUAAAGUAGUAACGCUGAUCACUACACUGAUGUACAAUAUAGUGCCGUAUUUGAAAAAUCACACUACACGGAACAUACCUUCUUUUUAUGCUUGCUCUAAUUUACUUGCCAAUUUGAGUAGUUAUCAGAACACCCGAAAAGCGUGGCGAAAAGAUGUUCUAGAUUUACUAACCGAUUCUGCCUUUUUUCAAAUGGACGGUAGUUGUCUUCCAUUCUGGAAAACGAUUCUCGAUAAUCUCAUGACUUACGAUAAUAUGACGGCGUUUAGAGAUUUAAUGAAUCGCGUUUCACUCAAUCAAACUGGAGGCUUGAGCAUAUUCUCUUCAAAAGAACAAGAAUAUGAACAGCGUGCAAUGCUUCUAAAACGUCUGGCCUUUGUAAUUUUCUGUAGUGAAUUCGAUCAAUAUCAUAAAUACAUGCCGGAAAUACAAGAACAACUUGCAAAUAGUUUACGACUGCCUCAAAUGGUGCCCUCCGUUCAAGCUGCUGUCUUUUUAUGUUUUCGCGUCCUACUGUUGCGACUUUCACCGGAUCAUGUGACAUCACUUUGGCCAAUAAUCAUCGCCGAAAUGGUUCAAGUAUUCCUAGCUAUUGAGCAAGAACUUAUGACGGACACUGAGGAAUUCAAUCAACACAUCCGCAUGUUGUCCGCACUCGACACUCAAUGGGUAACAAAUUCGAAUAAUGGUCUUCAGUCCCAUGGACAUCCUCAUUGGCGAAUGGUUCAGUUAGAAACUGCCAAACUGCUUGAGUUGGGCUGUGUUUUACCUGCCGUCAAUCUGCCUCAUUUCCAAAUGUAUCGCUGGGCUUUUGUUCGAAGCCAAUAUGAUUGGGGUAAUGGAAAUGGAAUGAUAAAUGGCGAUUCACAUCACAUGCAAACUAACAGUACGCAACAAGUUUUCAUUCCUCAUGUCACGCGUAUUGCGCAAUUGAUGGACUUGCGAUAUGUUAGUCAUUCGCCGAUACAAACGCAACAAAAGGGACAUCACUUGGUUUUAACCUGUCAAAGCAUCAGUAACCUUCAGGAAUUAUACGGAUUCUUUUCAACAUUAAGCGUUAGAUGGCCUACUCAUAAUGUUCUCGGAGACACGGAAAAGGAAGUCAAAGUGAUUCUUGAUGAAGUAGAGCACAUACUUGCGAACGAUUUUUUGGAAAGUUUGCCAGGCUCGACCACCUCCGUUAAUAAAUAAUUAUUAUUUGUGAUGUAAAACUAUAUUUGUUACAAAUUACCUUUAUGCUCCUUUUAAUGUUUGACUGAAAUAUUAUUUUAUUUAAAACUUUUUCGUUUCCCUUUGUAUUUCAUGAGCUUUAAUCAUAAAACAAAAGGAGCAGAAAGGUUCUUUUUUUAGUCAACCCAGAAAAACGUAGAUACAUUAACAAUAACAAAGAGAAAGAUAAUAUAUUCUACUUAUAAUAAAGUUUCGAAAGUUGUAUUAUCU
This is a messenger RNA of Culicoides brevitarsis, 8379 nucleotides long. RefSeq names its product protein dopey-1 homolog. Gene Ontology annotation, biological process: Golgi to endosome transport. The coding region runs from base 256 to 8130 and encodes 2624 amino acids. The record is from RefSeq and is a predicted model, not a curated record. The transcript has 11 exons. Gene Ontology annotation, cellular component: endosome; trans-Golgi network. Lineage: Eukaryota; Metazoa; Arthropoda; Insecta; Diptera; Ceratopogonidae.